Capsella rubella is the source of this 1199-nucleotide messenger RNA. RefSeq names its product PI-PLC X-box domain-containing protein DDB_G0293730. Gene Ontology annotation, molecular function: phosphoric diester hydrolase activity. The coding region runs from base 72 to 1028 and encodes 318 amino acids. Gene Ontology annotation, biological process: lipid metabolic process. The transcript has a single exon. NCBI's taxonomy places the organism in Eukaryota, Viridiplantae, Streptophyta, Magnoliopsida, Brassicales, Brassicaceae. The record is from RefSeq and is a predicted model, not a curated record.
CUACCACAAGAGAAACCUUAUCUUCUACUUCUUCAUCUUCAUCAUCAUCAUCAUCAUUCAUCUCUCCAAACAUGCUCUCUUUCAUCUCCAACCAGAUCGACCGGCAAAAAGAUGUCUCUCAUGAGGAAAAAACCCUAAACGAUCUCGAACAAUCCGACGGUUCACAUUUCCCUGGCGAUGACUACCGUCCGUCCGAUCGAAAAAACUGGAUGGCUGGUCUAACAUUGGAGAAACUAACUCUUAACAAGAUCGUGUGGCCAGGGACGCACGAUUCAGCCACCAACGAUAUCGGAAUACCUCUCAUCUCUCGUCCCUUAGCUGAAUGCCAGACGCUAUCCAUCUACGACCAGCUUGUCCUCGGCACGCGUGUUCUCGACAUCCGUGUUCAAGAGGAUCGCCAAAUCUGCCAUGGGAUUCUGACGUCAUACGACGUUGAUGUUGUCAUCAAUGAUGUCAUCAGAUUCUUGUCGGAGACUCACUCGGAGAUUUUAAUAUUGGAGAUAAGGACGGAGUUCGGACACAAAGACCCUCCAGAGUUCGAGACUUACUUGUCGGACAAGUUAGGUGAGUUCUUGAUACAUCAAGAUGAUAACUUGUUCCACAAGCCGGUAUCAGAGAUUUUGCCGAAAAGAGUCAUCUGCAUCUGGAAACCUAGAGAGUCUCCGAAGCCGAGCCGUGGUGGAAUCCUCUGGAACUCAGAUUAUCUAAAAGAUAAUUGGAUUGAUACGGAUCUUCCUUGGACGAAAUUUCAGAGCAACUUGAAGCAUCUAGGCGAGCAGCAAUCGAUAUCUUCUAGAAAAUUCUUUUACCGGGUUGAGAACACCGUUACGCCGCAAGCAGAUAACCCGGUUGUGUGGGUUAAACCUGUGACUGAUCGGAUCAGAAAACAUGCUAGGCUUUUUAUAUCUCAGUGUGUUGCCAAGGGAUGUGGUGAUAAGUUGCAGAUUCUGUCAACUGAUUUCAUCGAUGAAGAUUUCGUCGAUGCUUGCGUCGGGCUCACUCACUCAAGAAUCGAAGGGCAAGCUUGAUCAAUCUCCAAAAUUUCACCAGCGUUUGCAACCAAUAUAUUUCUUUGGUUUAUUGUUGCGUGUAUUGUAAGUCACAUUAUCUACAAAGUCAUCACUGUGAAUUUCGCUGUGUACCUUCCUUAAAUUUGUAAAUGAUUCGAGCACUGCCGUUCUGAUUGUAGCAUACGAUUA